CCAGCUAUCAUAUUAUCUACAUCAGUCGGCCGACUCGGUUUGAAGUGAUCACUUUCUUCGUCGAAUCAUUACACAGACCACGUUCAAUAUGAAGACGCUGGUGGUGUUAUUCGUGUUUGCUGCAGUGGCUCAUGCCUCUAUCCUGCCUCUGGCUCAACCGGCUCACCAUCCCGCAGUGGUGGUAGAUGCAAGAGGACGCCCCCUGGACACCGCAGAAGUCAUCGAGGCUCGUGCGUUGCACUUGCAAGCUAAAGCUUUAGAAGCGCACCACGCUCCAGUGGUUGCUGCCGUGGCUGUCCCCUCUGUGGUCGCCGCCCCUGCCGCCGUCUCCCAUCAGUCACGCGUUGAUGUGCACAGCAGCCCCGCCAUAGUGAGCCACGCUGUCGCUGCCCCUGUGAUCGCCCACGCCGCUCCUGUGCUCAUACAUGCCGCUGCCCCAGUUUUGGCUCACUCCGCUCUGGCUCACGUUGGACAUGGACAUUAUUUGAAGAAGCGAUCCUUGAGUCAUGUGGCUUAUUCCGUGCCUGCUAUUGCCCCCGCUGCCGUAUCCCACCAAUCUCGCGUGGAUGUGAUCUCCAGCCCCGCUGUGGUAUCCCACGUUGUUGCCGCUCCCGUCGUAGCUCACGCCGUCGCCGCGCCCGUGGUUGCACACGCUAUUGCUCCCGCUGCCGUCUCCCACCAAUCACGCGUAGAUGUUCGCGUCAGCCCUGCCGUGGUUGCCCAUGCGCCUGUGGCCGUGUCUCACGCUGUAGUGGCUGGACCUGUUUACGGCGUCCAUGCUCUUUCUCAUGGUCACCUGCUGAAGAAGCGAUCCCUCGCUGCGGUCGUCGCCCCCGUCGUGCACGCCGUUCCCGCUGCCGUUUCUCACCAGUCGCGCGUUGAUGUGAUCUCGGAGCCGGCUGUGGUGGCUCACGCCGCCCCCGUCGCCGUGGCUCAUGUUGUUCCCGCCGUGGUAGCCGCACCUGCCGCUGUCUCCCAUCAGUCUCGCGUGGACGUCGUCUCAGCUGCACAUGUAGCCCCCCUGGCCCACUCUGCUGUGUGGACCGCACCCGUUGCCCAUCUGAGCCAUGCUGGAUUAGUCAAAGCCGCCCUGUGGUAAAACGAUUGUGAUUCGACGAACAUUGUAGUGUUCGUUUUAAUAGUAUUAUUGAAAUGAAUAGACAAUAAAAAUAUUUAUAACAACA
Messenger RNA from Manduca sexta (tobacco hornworm), 1184 nucleotides. RefSeq names its product cuticle protein 16.5. The record is from RefSeq and is a predicted model, not a curated record. Bases 89 to 1099 code for a protein of 336 amino acids. NCBI's taxonomy places the organism in Eukaryota, Metazoa, Arthropoda, Insecta, Lepidoptera, Sphingidae. The transcript has a single exon.